UACCGCGUUUUGUUUUCCCGACGCCGGCUUGCGGAAAAAAGAAUAUCAAAAUGGAUGGUGUGACCGAGGACAUGUGGACGCCGUACAAGCAUCUGUACAGCGUGUUCCGGCAGGCCAUGUCGACCCAGAGCGGCGUCACCUCGGACUUGGAGCUGUGCCUCAAGAAGUACAAACAGAACUUUACCAACUUCCUGCGCAAUCCGCCGAAGAGCGAGAAGAGCCGGAAUCAUCUGCGAAAUGUGCAGAACGAUGGCGUCACAAUGCCAGGACAGACGCGCAAGAUGCACCUCUCGCAGGACCUCAUCGACGAGGCCUUCAUUUUGUCGGACAUGUUCGAUUUGGACGAGGUCUUUGCCAUGGAACUGCUGUACACCGCCCAGCGUCAGCAAAUGCAUCAUCCGGGUCUGCCGCGCGGCCUGGUGGCAGUCCUACUCUACUAUGACGGCCGCAAGGCCAUCAGCUGUGCGCUGCGCGACAUGUUUCAGGCGGUGAGCGGCGUCUCCUGGAGCACGGAGCUGCCCAGGGAGGUGACCUGUUUGGUGACCAACUAUGCCCAGAAUCUGGUGGAGGAUUCUAACAUAUUGGGGCGGCUGCUGGAGCUGCUCGAAGAGAUGGAUCUGGACAAGGAGUGCAUCCUGCUAACCAAGAACCGCGCCUUUGGCUCCAAGAAGCACCAGAACCAGGUGCUGGGCCUCUACGAGGACAUUCAGCGUGCCUUGGCCAUGGCCUUAUUCCACUGGUCCGCCCAGCGCGGUCUUCCCCGUCCCAUUGCCAUCCGGCUGCUGCAGCUGCUGGCCAAUCGCAAGACCACAGAUGCCGAUGGCAACAUUGAUGACAUCACCACAAUCAUGCUAAUGGCGCUGCUGUACGCGUACGACACUUCGGUGCUGCUGGUCACCGAUCACAAUAAUCCGCUAACCGGCCGCCUGCCUAUACUGAGUGAUCCGGAGUUUGCCAAGAGCUUUCUGGACGCUUUAUAUGCGCAGAACAGCUGGCAGAUUCCCCGCCUGGAUGCUGUGAUCAAGUACAGCUUUGGUUUGACGCUGGCCAGCUUGAGGCAUGCUCCCAGCCAGUUGCAGGCGGCUGCUCUGUCGGUGAUCAACCGGGAUGAGCAGCUCAUCGAUGAGGCCCUGGCAGCCAGCGUGUUUGCCUUCUUUUAUCGCCUGUUGCUGGAGAAGGAUCUGGUGUACACCACCGAAUUCAUCUACCGCCGCGUCCACCUGCACAUCACCGAUUUCAUAGACUUUAUGCAUGCCAAGGUCUCGGAGCUGCGUGGUCGGGCGGAUGAGUCUGCCAGGACGGUGAUCAGCUUUCUAAAUGAGGGCCUUGAACCGCCGCCCAAUCUGGAUGCCAACUACGAGGUCCUCAUGCUGUGCGUGGCCAAGCUGUAUGGGGAUCCCCGCGUGACCAUAAAGCUAUGCAAUGAGUACUGGGGCCCCAGCGAUCCUACGGCCGCCUUGAAGAACAGCUCUCGUUCUGUGUCCCUGUUCAAGUUUAUAAGCUUAGCCAGCGAGCUGCUUCCUCAGACUUUAUUCAAGUCCUACCUCAAGAUGAUCACCGGGCUGACGCGCACCGAGUUCGCAGCCCGCUGCGCUUUCAAUAUGCUGAAGCAUCCACAGGUGUCCACCGCCACAUAUGCCGUGAGCUGGGAUCACUUCUUUACAACGCUAGGAAAUUAUUACAACCUAAUGCGAAAUGACUUCAACACAAACAUCAACACCGCCGGCGACACCAUUUAUCGCAGCCGCUCCGUACCGCGCUCCAUCACGCAACGCGAAACGGAGCACUUGGUGGCCGUGAUGGGCAUCAUACAGGCUGUGGCUGAACACGAUGAGAUCUCCCGCAUCAUGAUCUGUGAGCAGCCCAACUGGCAGGUGCCGCAGGUGCUCCUCGGCUUAGUGGCCUGCUCUACGCCGCUCAUACUCAAGGCAGAAAUCCUUACCGCCUUGGCUGCCUUGGCCAGGUCAAGGGAGACGGCUCGCGCCAUUUGGUCCCACUUGGAGGACUCGCAAAUCAUUGCCACCAUACCCACGGCGAGCAGCUAUGGCCAGUGCAGCCUGGCCGAGGAGAUUGAGCAGAACGAGAGCCGCCUGGAGUCGUACAAGCUGACGCGAGGCAUCCUGCAGCUGCUCUUCACCCUCAUGACCAACCACAUGCCCAAGAGUCUGGGCGUGGGCUCGCGGAAGCCGGGCUACGAUGCCUACUUCAACUUUGUGCUGGAGUCCGUGCUGCUCAAGUUCUACAAUCGGGCAUACAAGGAUCCCGCCGAGAAGUGGCAAGUGGGUGCCCAGUGCCUGAAGCUAUUCUACUUCCUGCUGGCCACCUACCGGCCGCGUCCCUCGGACUUUGAGGAGAUGCGCGAGGAGCAUCCGUACUCUGGCUAUCACAUUAUGCUGCAGCUGCAGGUGAAGUCGGAUGUGCUGCGUCUGCUCCUGAUGAUCGUGGAGGAGGCCCGCGAGCGCCUGGACGACUACAACCGGUUUAGGGGCAAGGAACUGCUGGAAGAGUGCUCCCUCUAUGCCCUCCUGCUGCUCGAGGCGGCCCUGGCCAAGCAGAAUGAGUUCUUCGAGGCCCAUUCGGCGGCCAAUUGUCCCAUUCAGCUUUCGGGACUGAAUCGAAUGCUCUUGGAUCUGAAUCCGCGCAGCCGCAAGCCCGACCAUGUCCUCAACAUUGUCAAGUUUGUGACCUACAACAGCUGGCUGCCGCGCCACACCUUGGCCGCCGUCAAGAUCCUGAAGGCGGUGACCCAGCUGCCCAAUGUCUCCGCCCAAAUCCUGAGCAUGUAUGCCCAGAAUGGCACCGAGAAGCUGGAGAUCCGGCAGGGUUUCAUCGAGUGCCUGGAAAUGGAUGUGCGGGUGAGCCAGCCCAGCGAUGAUCUGCUGGAUCAGCUGGCCCUCAACGAUCAUUUACCUUUCCUGGGCUUUGGCCUCCAGGAAGGCAGGGACAAGGAACGCAACGAGACAGACACACGAAUGGAAAUCUAUGGGGGAGCGGAGGAGGAGCUUCACUUGGAGCGCAAGCCGGCACGCAUCGAGCUGCAGCUGAAGGAGUCCAUUGUGCAACUCUUCGAGAUGAAUCUCAGCCAGCAGCUGCCCAACUUUGUGUAUUUCCUGCUCGGCGUGGAUGUCCUGCGCGACUUUAUGGCCAACGAGAAGCAGCAUUUGGGCAUCGAGAUGUACGGCUCCUGUGUCAACUCGCUGGUUCUGCUCCUGGAGAAGUACCUGGAGCAACAGCGACACAGUGAGGAUUACUGCGAGCAUACGGCGAGCAUUGUGGAGAGGAUCUACCGCCUGUUCCGUGGCCUCUGCGCCAAUCGCCGCACCUCAGAGACCAUCCUGCGGUAUUUCCGACUCACCUGCAACGAUUUCCUGCUGCGCCACCUCAACUCGCUGCCCUUCCGCCAGCAUCGCGAGGAUCAUGUCCUGCAUGCCAUGGGCCAUCUGCUCACCUGUGUGGCAAUUGAGGUGAAGCUGGCCGCCACCCAUGGCCAGACGACGCGCUACAAGCUGCUCUGUGACAUCCUGCUGAUGGGUGCCGCGGGUUCGGAUGUUCAGCGCUCGGGCCAUGCCCUGCCCAUGGAUCUGCCGGCAUCCAAUUUCUUUGCCAUGGAUCUGUUGCCAGGUGGAGGUGGAUCCAUAGGGAUGAUGGGACCAGGAGCGGGCGCACCUCCUCUCUCAGUAACAGGAGCCAGUAGCCUAAAGCCUCCGCUGCUGCAGGAAACUGCGGUGGGAUUGCAUGCCAACCGGCUGCUCGACUGCCUCUGCCUGGAGAUCGAAUCCAAUGACCUACCGCGCCUGGAGUUCUUCGACUCGCAGCAGAUAAAGUCUCUGCUUCGGGACUGCGUGGCCACUGGCAGAGGUAAAGCUGGAACCAAUUUGCCGGCUAACCUCAUCAACAUCCGUCAGCUGCACGACAUCCUUUACGACGAACUGCGGCUGGUCCAGAGCACCAUAGCCAGUGGGCAGCGCAAGGCCAUCACAGCGGAGAUUGCUGUGUUCUUGGAGCAUGCCAUCAGGUUGAACCAGAUACGGACGCAGCGCAGUGCCACGCUGGCGUUCAUGGAGGCCUGGAGCCAGCUAGUGCAGGUGUUCUUUAGCAGCAUGCCCGAUGCCGUCCUGCCGCUGGCUUUGCGCCGUCAGCAUAUCGUGGACAUUGUGGAGAAGAUCCUGAUCAAGGUGCAGCCCAUCCAGCCGAUCAUCGAGAUCUCGAUUCAGGGCAGCGAAACGGUGCUGCUGCUCCUGGCCAAUCUCCGCUACUGCUGCUAUCAGAUCGAGAAUCAGCGCUCCGAUGAUCAGUCGGAUCCAAACGACACCCAGGCCCAGGCCAAAAAGAGUCUUGGGGUUGGUUCCCUGGGUGGGAGGGGGGAGAACGGUACCAACAGCAACAACCUAAGGUUCAUUCUCAAACGUCUGGUGGAGUGGAUCAUGGUCAGCGAGGUCAAGUCGCAGAAGCUGCGCAUCAAUUUGUACGGAGCCCUGCUCAACUGUUUGCGGAUUGUGAAGAGAAUGCGCAGCGACGAGGAGCAGGAGUUCCAGGAAACAGUCGCCAGUCGCCUGGAGACCUCGCGGGUGAGCAUCGGCCUUGAGUUGCGGCGCGAUGACCAUCAGCAACUGACGGAAAUGGCGGCCGCCGUGAUCAGUCAAUUUGGCGAGAAGCUUAUCGAGACCAUCUGCCACGACGCGGUGACCGGACACGAUGUCUGCCGGAUGCUGGCCUUGUCCUGCCUCGACAUGGUCUCCGAACUAAAUGCUGUGAGCACCCUCUGCGAGUUCGUGUCGAUGCGCGGCUACCUCAAGCACAUGCUGGACAGCCUGGCCAAGUCUGAUGAGGCGCUGUGCGGCAUCCUGCAGCCAGUGCCGGACCACAUGCGUCCGCUCUACGUCUACGAGUCGCACAUGACCUUUUUCACGCGCAUGGCCAACACGGACAUGGGCGCCCGUCUGCUCCUCGGCGAGCGGGCCCUGGGGGUGUUGUCCAACAUGCGAGUGUACGACCUCCAGCCGGACCUCAAGGCCAGUGAACUGAAGCGCGACGAGCCGCUGGCCUUCAUACCGCCGUUGGACAAGCGUUUCCGUUCCAUUCUGCUGCCAGCCUUGUCCCUCUGCGAUGCCAUUGUCAACUCGCUGGGAUCCCACAACAACUCGGCCGCCCUCCAGGUGCUCAACUUCCUCUUUGCCCACAUUGACAUGGUGGAGGCCAUGUUGCGCACGGCCACGCCCUUUAUGGACUUGGGUCACCUGCAGCAGCUGGCCGCCAUCACGAGUCUGUUUGCCCGCACAACCACCCACCAGGUGACGGCGCUGGAGGAUACCCUGGAUGUGGAGAACGACAUGGAGUUGCGCAAUCGUCUGGGACGUCUGCAGCAGCUGAUGAUCGUUGUGUUUGGUCGCUUCUCCGUCAACGAGGCUACCAUAAGGCGGAUGCUGCAGCAGGAGCAGGUGCACGCCGAACUGGCCGAGGCCGGAAAGACGCAGCACGUCAAGUUCUUUCUGGACAUUGCCGCCAACCUGUCACUAUACUGUCGCAAUGCGGUCACCAGCCGCGUCAAGGAUAGCAUGACUUCCAAAUAUCUGCUGACCACCAUCAUCAACGACGUCACACCACUGAGUGGCAAAAAGGACGGCAAGAAGCUGACCUCCAUAAUGCACACCAUUCUCAACCAGCUGAAGGGCUCCAUUGGCUACUACCUCUCGCAGAAGUCCAUAGCCGACAAUCUGCUGCAGCAGCGCGCCUCCCUGCCCAACAUAAGUUUCGGUCCCAGCGGCAAGCAAAGCUUCUUGGAGCUGAGCCAGCGGCACAACGAGAAACGCAGCGAACUGAUGCAGGCCGUCUUCAUUGCCGAACAGAACCUAUAUUUGCUGUGGAUCCAUCUGGACUUUUACCUGCGCAACGCCGUCGUCCAUGCAAACGAGAACCGGAAUGCCAUCAACGAGAGCAACCUGCUGGACGGCGGCGGACACAAUGUGUCCGUGCUGAAUGCCUCACAGGACGAGAUCGUGCAGCUGAAGCAGCUGCUCAUCUCCACCUUCAACGAGACCUUCUGCACGCAGCUGAUAACGGCCAGCGAGGAUUACACCGUCAAGUGCAAGGGUUUCAAUGCCUCGCUGCUGCGUCGUAUCAAGGCGCUUGUCCAGUUUGCUCCGGUCACGGUCAAUGGCAACGGCAAUGGAAACGAUUCCACUGGGUAUCCAUUUUAGGCUAAGUUUGCUUCGUUUUGGCAGUCUUUCUAUGCGGAUUUCCGCGAAUACAUGCCCCUCUAAUUCCGCCGACGUAUUUUUUGUAUUUAAUUGAUUCAAUAAAACCGUUGAUUUUUCUAUUCGAAAA
Drosophila kikkawai is the source of this 6324-nucleotide messenger RNA. RefSeq names its product nuclear pore complex protein Nup205 (gene Nup205). The record is from RefSeq and is a predicted model, not a curated record. Gene Ontology annotation, molecular function: structural constituent of nuclear pore. Gene Ontology annotation, biological process: nuclear pore organization. NCBI's taxonomy places the organism in Eukaryota, Metazoa, Arthropoda, Insecta, Diptera, Drosophilidae. Gene Ontology annotation, cellular component: nuclear pore; nuclear pore inner ring.